AUGGCCCUCGAAGCAGAGACAAAACGCGUUGUCAGCCAGUUCGAUCUGAGCGAUGCCUAUUUGAACAGCGCUGUCAAGGAGUUCCUCAGCCAACUGCAUGAGGGACUCGAGAAGGAUGGUACGAGCUUGAGCCAGAUCCCAACCUACGUCACGGGCGUGCCCAAUGGCACUGAAAAGGGUCUCUACCUCGCCGUCGACCUCGGCGGAACCAACUUCCGCGUGUGCUCCGUCCAACUCAACGGUGACACCACCUUCAACCUCACAUACAGCAAGGUCGCGAUCCCCAAGAACCUUAUGGUUGCUAAGACCGCCACGGAACUCUUCUCCUUCCUCGCCAAGCAGAUUGAGCUGUUCCUGCGGGAGCACCAUGCAGACCACUUUGAGCAACACAUUCGCCGCCGAAACACUUACAGCGCGCCCGAGGGCUACCGCGACGAGCAUGUUUUCCGCCUUGGUUUCACCUUCAGCUUCCCCGUUCAGCAGCUUGGUAUUAACAAGGGCAACUUGAUCCGCUGGACCAAGGGAUUCGACAUCCCCGAUGCCGUUGGCAAGGACGUCUGCGCCCUGCUGCAGACCGAGAUUGACAAGCUGCACCUUCCCGUCCGCGUUGCCGCUCUUGUCAACGACACUGUCGGAACUCUCAUGGCGAGAUCCUACACCUCUACCGGCAAGGGUGGCUCCAUCCUCGGCGCCAUUUUCGGUACCGGCACCAACGGCGCCUACCUCGAGAAGCUCUCCAACAUCAAGAAGCCCAUCGUCGGCGACUAUGAGGCGACCACCGGUGAGAUGGUUGUCAACGUUGAGUGGGGCUCCUUCGACAACCAGCUUAACAUCCUGCCCAACACUCCGUGGGACAGGACACUUGACAAGGACAGUGUCAACCCAGGUAUUCAGAUGUUCGAGAAGCGCGUUUCCGGCAUGUUCCUCGGUGAGAUCGUAAGACUUACUAUCCUUGACAUGCUCAAGGACGAGAAGCUUUCUCUCUUCAAGGAUGCCAACUCCAGCUUCAACGACUGGAAGUCCACCACCGACAUCGCCCCUCAAUCCGGCAUGUUCAAGCAGUGGGGCCUCGAUAGCGCCAUUAUGUCCGUAGCUGCCGCCGACAACACCCCCGAGCUAUCGACUCUUCGCCAGGAGCUCGAGUCUGCCCUGCAGGUUUAUACCCCCUCGCUCGAGGACGCUCAGGCUUUCAAGGCCGUGGCCGGUGCUGUCGGCCGUCGUGCUGCCCGUCUUUCCGCCGUAGCUAUCGCCUCUAUCGUCUUGCAAUCUGGCAAGCUGGAUGACCCCAACGAGGAGGUCAUUGAUAUCGGUGUUGACGGCAGCUUGGUGGAGCACUACCCCUUCUUCCGCGACAUGAUCUACGAAGCCCUGCGCGCCAUCGACGGUAUCGGCGCCAAGGGCGCUGAAAAGAUCCGCAUCGGCAUCGCCAAGGAUGGCAGCGGUGUCGGCGCCGCACUGAUUGCGCUUGUGGCGGCUGGCAUGGAGAAGGACUCCGACGUCUUGACGGAAUUUAGACAGAACGUCAAGCGCGAGCUGGACUCCAUCCCUUCACCACGCGAGGAAACCGGAGUUUCUAACAAGGCGUUGAUAAUUGGCGGUAUUGUGGGCGUUGCGGCCAUUGCAGCUCUCUGGUGGUCUCGUUAUAAUCGUCAAUGA
Messenger RNA from Colletotrichum truncatum, 1656 nucleotides. RefSeq names its product hexokinase hxk2. Gene Ontology annotation, cellular component: cytosol; mitochondrion. The record is from RefSeq and is a predicted model, not a curated record. Gene Ontology annotation, biological process: intracellular glucose homeostasis; carbohydrate phosphorylation; glucose metabolic process. Gene Ontology annotation, molecular function: glucokinase activity; D-glucose binding; ATP binding. NCBI's taxonomy places the organism in Eukaryota, Fungi, Ascomycota, Sordariomycetes, Glomerellales, Glomerellaceae.